This is a messenger RNA of Kwoniella shivajii, 1692 nucleotides long. RefSeq lists its product as uncharacterized. Bases 1 to 1692 code for a protein of 563 amino acids. Gene Ontology annotation, molecular function: single-stranded DNA binding. The record is from RefSeq and is a predicted model, not a curated record. Gene Ontology annotation, biological process: DNA-templated transcription. NCBI's taxonomy places the organism in Eukaryota, Fungi, Basidiomycota, Tremellomycetes, Tremellales, Cryptococcaceae. The transcript has 7 exons. Gene Ontology annotation, cellular component: RNA polymerase III complex.
AUGAGGGAUAACGGUAAAGAAUCUGUGCGGUUGUGUGAACAUAUAGUCCGACAAGCAUUUGGGGAUGUCAUAUGUCGCGUGGCGUCCACAUUACUGAAUAGAGGUAGAUUACCUUCAUCUACAAUAUCGAGAUUGUCAGCUUUACCCAAAUCUACCACACAAGCAUCAUUGUUAAUUUUGAUUCAACAUGAUUUGGUCCAAACGAACGGAGCUUCAUACAAAGAUACAGGAGAAGAAGAACAGUUUGAGUUUGACACUUUGACCUGUUUGAUGAGAUUAAGAUGGGGUAGAAUAAUGGCUAUAACUCAUCAAAAAUACGAUGACAUCGCUUUGGAGAUAGUUAGGAUGUUGAUGAUUUAUGGUAAAUUGAAGAUACCAGAUAUCAUCUCUGCUUGUGCGGGAUCAAGUGAUGCUUCACGUGCGGAUGCAGUGAACACCACUUUGAUCGCAUUGGUCAGAGCGCAAUUUAUACGUCCGACUUCACCAGAAAUGCAUAUUCUUGAAUCGGAUCUCGUACAACGGCGAUAUCAAGCUCAUAGGAAGGAAAUGUCCGCAUCGAAAAACACAGCCAUGUUAUCAGCUAAUGACCUGGACAACUGUAUGAAACAAGCUCAACAUGAAAUUGGAGAAGAAAGAGCAGAUCUUCAGGACAUACGACGGAUACUUAUUGAACGACCCAAGAUUGAUAAAGAUAAAAAGAAACGUAAAGGUAAACUCAACGAAGAGUUCGAUUACGAUUUGAAGAAAGAUGUUCAUUUGAGAAUCAAUUACGAUCGAUAUGGUCUAUUGAUUCGAAAUGAAUUGAUAGUUCAAGCAGCUGAAGAAAGAUGGAACAAAGCAGCUGGAACAGUUAUGCGUGCAAUACUAGAAGCUGCAUUAAAAGACAAUUCGUCAAUGAAAGAAGAAAGAACAAACGAUUCGAUUGGGGUAAAUGAAAUAGUCUCACAUAUCCCACAUAAAGAUUACCCUCUAUUAUCAGCUGGAUUAGCAAUAAGUUCAAGAGCUACAAUACCGGAAUUAGUUAGGAAUUACUUGAAUAUCUUGGCUGGAGAUGAUGGUGCUGCUGGACAUUUCACUUUCUUGAGAAAAGAUAAUGGAACGAAUCCAGGUUAUAUUGUUGAAAUUGAAAUCAUCUGUAGGAAACUGAGAGAGAACAUCUUGUAUCAAUUGGUCAGAGAACAAUUAGGAAAUAAAGCCGCAAGAGUCUUGGCUGUUGUCAGUAAAAGUAGUAAAGCUUUUGAGACAACUAUUCGAGAUUGUGCAAUGUUACCGUUGAUGGAUGCGAGAAAGCAUCUAGCGAAUUUGCAACGGUUAUCACUGGUCGAAACUCAGGAAGUACCGAAAACAGCAGCUAAAUCCAGAAUGGGUUUACCGCCUUCAGCAGAAUAUCACUUAUGGGCAAUGGACGAAGCGCGUGUUUAUGGUGUUUUGUUGACCAACGUAUACAAAGCGUUAGGUAACAUAUUGCAGAGGAGAUCUACCGAAAUCGAAAAGAAGAAAAUUGUUUUAGCGAGAGAAAGUAGAACGGAGGGACAUGAAGGUGGAAGAGGUUUAUUACAAUUGAAGGAUCAAGAAGAUUUGUUGGAGUUGGAUGAUAUUGUCAAAAAAUUCACUUUGGCAGAAAUGAGAUCGGAAUUAGUCGUUUUCAUAUUAAGAGAUUUGCCUGGUUCACAAAGUCAAAAGACUGGUUAG